This is a messenger RNA of Closterium sp. NIES-65, 1980 nucleotides long. The record is from the annotation of a GenBank genome assembly. Lineage: Eukaryota; Viridiplantae; Streptophyta; Zygnematophyceae; Desmidiales; Closteriaceae.
AUGGCUCUGCCCAUCGCGUGGGCCGCAGUCGGCGCCGGCACGAUCGCGAUGUCGCUGUUUAAAAGAGGCAGGAAGAAAGCUGGCGAGUCGUCAAACGCUGCAAAUCCCGCGCUCUCACCCGACACUGACGACAAGCCGUCACCGGAUUCGCCGUCGCCGUCAGCUGUUGCGGAAACAGACGGCGGCCGGCACGACGCGUCCAGUGACGGCACGAGUGAAACGGCCGGCGGCGAGGGGUCGACGCUGCGGAGGAGGCGGGGGAAAGGGGAAGGCGGAAGCGAGGUAGGGGGGGCAGCAGCGGAAGCGGACUCCCCGCGGGACAGUCGCGAAACGGCGGAACGCGGAGCAGUAAAUAGCGCGCCGAGCGCGGUGACUGACGAUACUGGAUCUGGGGAGGAUUCGCAGCCAGCAGCCGAGGCGACCGCGGGAGAAGAUGCAGGCGAUGAGGCGGGCGGUGCCAGCGAAUGCGGGGACGCGCAAGCGUCGGAAACUGCAGCGGAGGGAGCGGAGGACGAGCAGAGCGGCGUGGAGGUGGCUGGGGAAAGGCGAGAACAAACAGCGGAAGGGGAAGUCUUAGCAGCAGGAGCAGCAGAAGAAGCAGGGGAGGCAACUACAGCGGCAGCGAGUGCCUGCAGGGCAAAGGAUGAGCCAGGAGCGCAAGGCACGCCUGACGCGCAAGGCAAGGAGACUGCGGCUGAAUCCUCACCUAAGGCGGUGGAACCCCCCGCUGCACCGCAGACGAAGCCGCGCCAGCAGCCCCUGGGGGUGUUCGUCUUCUGGCUCGUUUUCAUCACCCUCACGGGGCUUAUAGCGGGGAUAUUUCUCCUGGCGCAGUUUCUGUUCCUGGAGGACGCGGGGCGGCGCGACUUCAUCUCCAUCCCGCCGCUCGUGCGCGCGCACCUGGACCGCGGCCAGACCAUCAAAGUCGCCGCGCCGGGCGCCGUGGCGGGCGGGGCGGGUGGUCACGGGCAGCAGGGGGAAAUAGAGGUCUUCGUGCGCGCGGAGGGGUGGGGGACAGGCCGGGGGAGGAGAUGGGGCGCUGACGGCGGAGGUGGCGGGAGCGGUGGGGGGCAGGCGGGGGAGGGGCGGGGUAAGGAAGUGGUGGUGCUGCUGCAUGGGCUGGGCGGCAGCUCGUUCCUGUACCGUGACGUCAUCACUCUCCUCGCUGACCGGGGGCUCAGAGCACUCGCUCUUGACCUCCCAGGGUCAGGUCUAUCCACCAAAUUAACCUCAGAAGAAGAGGGUGCAGCAGCAGUGUACCCUGCGCACCAGCUCGCGCGGAUCCUGGACAGGGUGCUAGAGGCCCUUGGGAUUGCCGAGCCGGUGCACCUGGUGCUGCAUGAUACGGGCGGUGUGGUCGGCACGUUGUGGGCAGCGGACAACGUGCAACGAGUGAGAAGCAUAACGCUCAUCGACACACCCAUGGAAGACCCCUUUGCUCCCGCCUUCCCCCCCGCGUGGCUCCUCCGCUACCCCCACCUCACUGCCCUCGCUGCCCGCUCUGUCUUCCCCGUUGCUGCCCUCCUUGCCUCGUGCUGCGUCAGCGCUCGCGUGGCCGAUGACGUGGCGCGGGCCCACGCGUACCUGCUGCAGGCGCAUGGGGGCAUCCACGCUGCCAUGCUGGCGCGCCAGCAUGGCAAUCUGACGCAUGACAUGGCGCGGACUGUGCAGCGGCAUGCAGAGAGGGCGCUGGGUCGGGUGCCGAGGCAGCUGCUUUGGUCCGGGGAGGCGGAGGAGCAGGGCGAGGAGGUUCGGUCGCACUGGCCUCUGGCAGACUUCCACCUGCAUGACGGCAAGCGCUGGCCCCAGGAGGACCAUCCAGGGGACAUAGCCGAGGCGAUUGCGAGGUUCGUAGCUGCCCAGCCUCCACUGCCUGCAGGAAAGGGUGGUGGCAAGGAGCACAGAAGCAGGCCUGCUGCUGUUGCUGGUGCAGGAAAGGCCAAGGGGGGAAGUGUACACCACCACCACCAUGGGGUUUAA